Achroia grisella is the source of this 937-nucleotide messenger RNA. It is a transcript of the gene mRpL13, whose product is annotated as large ribosomal subunit protein uL13m. The record is from RefSeq and is a predicted model, not a curated record. Gene Ontology annotation, cellular component: mitochondrial large ribosomal subunit; ribosome. Gene Ontology annotation, molecular function: mRNA binding; structural constituent of ribosome. NCBI's taxonomy places the organism in Eukaryota, Metazoa, Arthropoda, Insecta, Lepidoptera, Pyralidae. The transcript has 3 exons. Gene Ontology annotation, biological process: negative regulation of translation; translation. The coding region runs from base 154 to 690 and encodes 178 amino acids.
AACUGUCAAAAUGAACUUUGUUUCGAAUAUAAAAUAACAUAACCUCAAAAUAUUAAAAAUAAUUUUUACUCCUAAAUAUUAUUUUUUAUUUGAAGAAAAUAUAAUUAUAUUUUUAUUUAUACAUAAAAAAAAUAUUGUUUAUAAAAUUUGACAAUGGCAGCAUUUAAAAGAGUACAGCAAUGGGCUACAUUUGCGCGUACCUGGCACGUAUUUGAUUGUAAGUGGCAGGAUCCCUACGAGUCUGCUGUAGUGAUAAAAAAAUAUUUAAUGGGUUUACAUAAACCCAUAUACCACCCUAUGAAUGAUUGCGGAGAUGUGGUAGUGUGUAUUAACAGUAGAGAUAUCGCAUUAAGAGGCGAUGACUGGCGGAAACGUGCAUAUUUCCACCAUACUGGAUAUCCAGGUGGUGCAACAUGGACACUGGCAUGGGAACUGCAUAAUAAAGACCCUACUAUGAUUGUUAAAAAAGCUGUAUACAGAGCAAUGAAGGGCAAUCUACAAAGGCGUCACACUAUGGAACGGUUACUAAUUUAUCCAGGUGAAGAUGUACCUUAUGAUGUUAUGCAAAAUGUUACAAAUCAAAUCCGACAAUUGCGUUUAGUACCCACAAGACUUGAUCGUAUACCAGAAGAAGAAGUACAAAAGUUCCCCAAAGUUAUGGAAUAUCCUGAAGAUUAUGUGUUGAAAUAAGAUUUUUGUUUUUAAAUAUGUUUUACUUAUAUUAGGUUUAGUUAGUUCUUAAAUAAAUAUAUAAAACAUUUUCAUUUUAUUUUGAAAUAGAUCCAUAGCUACUAGUGCUCUUCCAGUGGUUGAUAUUCGACAGUCGAUGUUUGUCCUAUAUGUAUAAAUUUUGUUAGGGACACAUGAAUUAAAAUUGAAAUCUAAAAAAGUGACUAUUUUUAUUAUAAACUAUUGAGAUUAAAUGCUAAUUUAAUGU